AUGAAGUUUCUGUUGUUGACUCUCCUUCCACUGAUAGAAGCAUUUACAUGUCCCGCUAAUACGAUUUACCAUGAGGAGUUUUCCAGAUGCUACAAGUUUUCCGCCGAUUCACUGCCAUUUUACAUGGCUGAAGAAGCCUGCAUAGAUCUCGGUGGACAUCUCGUCUCUCUUGGAAAUGGACUCGAAAAUGCAAUGAUAGCUGAGACGGCACAACAACAAAAAAUUGGUUCAUCCUAUUUUAUUGGUAUCAAUAAGCUGAACGGAAAUGCUUGGAGUAACACAGAUGGCGAACCAGUCAAUUACACCAACUGGGCGAGCGGACAGCCAACAAUCUCCUCAGCUUGCGCUACUGCGACUUCCUCUGAUGGAAUAUGGAAGUCGGUGGCGUGCUCAAGCUCAUUUCCCUAUGUCUGCGCUAUUUCCACAAUAGUUCCAGUAGUUACGUGUCCUCCAUGCCCAACAAUCGGAUGUCCAGCCCCUCCAGCACCUCCUGGUCGAUGCCAGUCUGGAUGGACUUACUUUGCCAAGACUGACGCUUGUUACAAGUCUUUCCUGUGGGAGACUUUCGAAAAUGCCGAGAACGUUUGUCAAGGAAAUGGAGGACAUUUGACAUCCAUUCACAGUUCUGAUGAAGAGAUUUUUGUCGCCACGCUAUCUAUGUCGGGCAACACAUACACCGACUCAUCAGAUCUAACCUGGAUAGGUUUGAAGCAACUGAAUUACCCAAGCAGCAAAGAUUGGACUUGGACUGAUGGAAGCAAAGUUGACUAUCUGGCCUGGGCCCCAACUCAGCCAGACAAUGCUGGCGGAGUGGAACAUUGUGUUCAGCUCUACAGUGAUCAUUUCGGAAAAGAUCCAAAAAAGGAUAAUAAUUAUCAGCGAUGGAAUGACAUAGCGUGCGGUACCAGGUUGAGGGCUUUCGUAUGCAAGAAGAAGUCGAUACAUUGA
Messenger RNA from Cylicocyclus nassatus, 948 nucleotides. NCBI's taxonomy places the organism in Eukaryota, Metazoa, Nematoda, Chromadorea, Rhabditida, Strongylidae. The record is from the annotation of a GenBank genome assembly.